Molecule: messenger RNA, 984 nt
Organism: Necator americanus (New World hookworm)
Lineage: Eukaryota; Metazoa; Nematoda; Chromadorea; Rhabditida; Ancylostomatidae
Exons: 10
Coding region: 1-984 (327 amino acids)
Biological process (GO): lipid metabolic process
Source: RefSeq, a predicted model, not a curated record
AUGCUACUGAUUUUUCUCAUUCCUUUGUGCGUAUUCUUUAACUAUAAAUUAGUUGUUGGAAAGCUUGCAACAAAAACAAAUUACGAUGAGCGAAUUGCAAAAAAAUUACUAAAUAUGGCAGCUGCAGCUUACGGUGAUCAACAACAAACGUGUCUGGACAGAACCCUCACUUCAUAUCAUGCUCACUUAGUGUUAUCAACAUCAACCGAAAAAUGCGAUCUAUUCGGCAAUACCUGCACAAGUUAUAUAGCUGCAUCGGAUACUGCAAGGGAGCUGACUAUAGUUUUUAGAGGAUCAAAGACAACGGGACAAAUUAUUCUACAAGGUCUGAAUUCAUUUGUUCCUAUGGAAUUCUUUGGUAUGGGAAAUGUGAAUCGAUAUUUUAAGAACGGUGUCGAAGUUCUAUGGUCACCUAUAAAAGAAGUUCUCACAUCCACGAAAUACGCUAGAUACCAAAUUGCCUUCACCGGCCAUUCCCUCGGUGGCGCACUUGCGGUUCUUGCAGCUGCGCGAACAGUUGCCGAAGGUCUUCGCCGAAGUGACCAAGUCAUGGUUUACACUUUUGGCGAACCUCGUGUUGGCGACCCAACAUUUGCAGCAAACUUCGACAAACUGCUACCGAACAGUUACCGAGUUGUGUUCCGACACGACAUCGUACCGCAUUUGCCUCCGUGCAUAAGGAAGAAGAAGCAGAUGGACAAACUAGUGACGAGCUACGAUUGUGACCCGAACAAUCCAUAUACUGUGUUUCAUCAUAGUACUGAGAUAUGGUAUCCUCACUCAAUGGUUCGAGAUUCUUAUUAUGUUGAAUGUGUUGGUGAACCCAAAGGAGAAGAUCCUGGUUGCUCGAAUAAACGUAUCAAAUUCGGUUACAAAGAAUAUCAGAAAAGUAAAUUCGACCAUCGGCAUUAUUUUGGCCUCCAGGUGCCUGAGUUUGGCAGGAAUGGAUGUGAAAUAACGUACAGUAAUGGAAAACCAGAAUAA